This is a messenger RNA of Oryza sativa Japonica Group (Japanese rice), 1630 nucleotides long. RefSeq lists its product as uncharacterized. Lineage: Eukaryota; Viridiplantae; Streptophyta; Magnoliopsida; Poales; Poaceae. The record is from RefSeq and is a predicted model, not a curated record.
AUGGUAACUUAUCUCAAUCUCAGUAAAUAUAUAAUUCGUCUCGAAAGCCUUCCACGAGAGCUGGAUCGCUCGAGCAGCUCGAGCAUGUCGUGCUCGCGUGGGUGGUGGAACGACCUCCCGUCGGAUCUCCUCGCGCUCGUCGCCGGCUGCCUCACGUUCCAGGCCUACACCCGCGCCCGCGCCGCCUGCGCCGCCAGGCGCGCCGCCCUCCCCGCGAUCUCCUCGCCGUCGCUCCUCGUCCUCCACGACGACCACCGCGAACGCUCCAGCUUCUCCGCAUGGUUCUUGUCCCCCAGGAUCUCCAUCGCUAGCUUGGCCACCAACCUGAUCUCUACGGGGAGGGCGCAGCGCUGCGUCGGCUCCGGCCAUGGCUGGGUCGCCUUCGGCGACUUCAAUGCCUCCCUCGUGAACGCGUUCACCGGCGACGAGAUCCCCUUCCAUUCGUUCCCGGAGAAGCACGGCGUGGUGAUGUCGAAGGUCGUCUUCGCGCCGAACCCGACGCCGGCGGAGUUCACGGCGGCGGCGAUCACCGGCCACCUCCGCGUCACCUACACCACUCGCGGGAACAGCGGAUGGACCGACGUCGAGCUCCCGCGUCUCGGCGCUAUCGGCGGCGGGGACUACAUCGCCGACGUGGUGUACCACGAGAAAGAAUUCGGCGGCGGCAAGAAGAAGAAGGUGGUGUACUGCCUCACCGGAGGCGGCGACGUGCUCGUCCUCCGCCUCCCCGCCGGCCGCCGCCGCCGCCAGCGAAGGCCGGCGUCGUUCGAGCCACUGUUCGACAAGGCGAGCGCCGUGUUCUACCCGGCGGCCGCGUUCGCGCCACCGCACAGCACGGGCGACAAGUACCUGGUGGUCUGCGAUGACGGCCAUCUCUACCAGAUCUGGAUGGACGAAAAGAUCUCCUAUGGCAGUGGCGCCAUAGCAUCCGUUCUCAGGUACUACCCUCGCCGCCGGCCGUGCUGGCUGCCGGCGAAGGAUCUCGGCGGGCGCUCGUUCUUCGUCGGGGUGAACAACGCGGUGGCGCUGCGCGUGGAUGGUGGCGGCGGCGGCGCGUCGGGGCUGAGAGGCAACUGCGUGUACUGGAGUGCCAGGUGUAGUAGCCGGGCCAAGGUGUUCGACGUGGAGUCCGGCAAGUCGGCGACAUGCUUUCCGGUGGUCGACUUGGAGACGGGCAAGUCGGCGCCGGGCUUUCCCGGCGGCGCGGAAGCUCAUAGAGCCCUCUGCUGGUUCUUCUUGGCUGAUAUGCGUAGCAGCAGCAGCAAUACGAGAGUGGGAACGUCGGCUCAUCAGCUUCAGAAAAGGGCUCGUCAUGCAUGAAUUAUCGGACCGAGUUUUAUAAGACUACUCUCGCUCCGCUUCAGAUUACAAACCCUUGUUCAUUUUGAAGGAUUCCUAAAGUAAAUCUCAAUUCCUUUGGAAUAAGCACUAUUUAUACAUUCCGUCUGUAGAAACACUAUGCCAAUCCUCCAAAAUAUGCUAAUUCCAUAGAAAUGAAAACAUCCACGCCAUCCUCUUUUCUUUAGCUCAGUGUAGGUCUAUAGGAAAAAUUUAUGUGUUCCAAUCUUUUUUUUCACGUGCAUUUCUACAUUAUUUCUACGUUUUUAUUAUUACUGUGAUUUGAUCAAAG